CAAAACGAUCAAUUGCCAAAGGUUGUUAUAGCUAGGCCGGAGUGCGCACAGAAAAGCUAGCUAGGAAGUAGGAACCAUGAUAAGUGAAACACAACACACCACCAUCCAACAUAAGCCUGCAGGUUACCCUAUUACCCCACCCAACAAGGAGAAGAUGGAGCGGUUCUCGCGAAGCGAGCCAAGGGGUGAUGAACAGUCUUGCUGCCAAAAAUUAUUACAAGAACAAAGUUUAAAUGCCUUAAAGAAAAGUAGCAGAACAGGUCUGGACACUUGGUCUCACAAACCUAGAGAUGCUAUGGGAAAUUCUGGGUUUAGAGUGCCUCAACCUGUAACUAAAUUGGGGGGACUGCUUCCCACUCCAUCAACCAGUGUUGCACACAAUAAAAAACCUUAUAUAAGUGGAAGAAGAGUCCUACAACCCUUGGAUAUUGAGG
Molecule: messenger RNA, 434 nt
Organism: Cuscuta epithymum
Lineage: Eukaryota; Viridiplantae; Streptophyta; Magnoliopsida; Solanales; Convolvulaceae
Source: the annotation of a GenBank genome assembly